Molecule: messenger RNA, 960 nt
Organism: Manduca sexta (tobacco hornworm)
Lineage: Eukaryota; Metazoa; Arthropoda; Insecta; Lepidoptera; Sphingidae
Product: peptidyl-prolyl cis-trans isomerase H
Exons: 3
Coding region: 386-940 (184 amino acids)
Biological process (GO): protein folding; protein peptidyl-prolyl isomerization
Cellular component (GO): intracellular membrane-bounded organelle
Molecular function (GO): peptidyl-prolyl cis-trans isomerase activity
Source: RefSeq, a predicted model, not a curated record
AUAAAUAAUUACAUUUUUUUUUAUUGCGAAUGUGUUGUAUAAUUUUUAUACGCAUCGUCAUUUUAAUUUUGUUGGUGUGACUGUACAAAUGUUAUAAAUAUACUGGCAAACCUGAUUGGCUAAGGCUUUCAAACGAUAAUACGGAAAAAUAACAAACAAAGUUGCAGUUUUUAAUAAAUUUUCUAUUAAUUUUAUGGGAAUCCUGUAAUUUUGCUAGAGGGUCUUCUGAAACUUGGUGUCUAAAUAACAAAAUACUAGAUACGGAAAAUUUACAAUACUAUGUUUGGUGUGUGAGAGAUUACAUAGUAAUCAUAGGUUAGGAUUUUAGGGAUACAUACAAUUUUAAUAACAAAUCAUAAUAAUUUUACUUUAAUCGUAACACACAAUGCCUACGUGGAAUCAGAUACAAUCUCAGUUAAGAAAUCCAAACAAUCCUGUUGUAUUUUUCGACAUAACUGUAGGAACAACGGAAAUUGGUCGGAUGAUAUUCGAACUGUUUGCUGAUGUUGUCCCUAAAACUAGUGAGAAUUUUAGGGAGUUUUGUACAGGAGAGUAUCGCAGAGAUGGAGUACCUCUAGGCUACAAAGGAGCAACAUUCCAUAGAGUUAUCAAAGAUUUCAUGAUUCAAGGCGGCGAUUUUGUUAAUGGUGAUGGGACUGGAGUUAUGAGUAUUUAUGGCGGUAGCACAUUUGCAGAUGAAAACUUUAUGUUAAAACAUGAUUCCCCGGGACUACUAUCAAUGGCUAACAGUGGAAAAGACACCAAUGGUUGCCAGUUUUUUAUUACAUGUGCUAAGUGCAACUUCUUAGACAACAAGCAUGUGGUGUUUGGUAGAGUUAUAGAUGGGCUACUUGUAAUGAGAAAAAUAGAAAAUGUGCCAACAGGUCCGAAUAACAAACCCAAAAUACCUGUAACAAUAUCUCAAUGUGGACAAAUGUAAAUAAAAAACAUGUUUCAUAA